Messenger RNA from Amoebophrya sp. A25, 1065 nucleotides. NCBI's taxonomy places the organism in Eukaryota, Dinophyceae, Syndiniales, Amoebophryaceae. The record is from the annotation of a GenBank genome assembly.
GUGAAUGACGUCCGCACCCGUCAUCGAGUGGAACGUGGAGAGCUGCAAGCUCAGAUUCUAGCUUAUGCGCGUGAGAAACGCGACAUUGGUCGUGACGGAGCUUACGCUUGCGAGCACCAAAUCGCCUUGAACAAGGAGAGCGCGACUCUGCAAGAGCGUUUUGAAAAGUUAGACGCUGAAUUCGCAGAGGAAUCGAUGGGGCGAGCAGACACCUUAGCUGCUGAACUGGCAGAGAUCGACGAGGAGGAAAAAUUGAUGCAAUCAGUGGAAGCCAAAGAGCGCAAGCAAGCGAUGAAGAGGAGCGAUCAAGAAGAGUCGGAUCGCGAAAAGCUUCUGGAGAACGCUAGAGCGCUUGGGCUGGACGAUUCGUCUGACAGCGAUGCCGACAUCGAGGCCGACGUGAUUGCCGCUAAGCGCCAAGCAGCACAGCAGAAGGCGUUGGCCGAGACCACGAUGGCAAAGAAACGUUUGGAGGACGCCAAAAAACUUUUACAACUCGAACAUGACGCCACUGCACCUGUUCGCGCCAGUGAGGCCGUUCGCAGAUUGCGCGAUGAGAUUGACAAGAAGCGCAAAGCCGAGGAGGACACCUUCACCGAGGCGCACUCUUCGAAAGUCGCGCAGAUUGAGUUGUCUAAGCGGGAAGAGCUUCAGAAAGUGCGAGAGGACCACCAGCAGAAGAUGAAAACGGCUGGCAGCAUGGCAGGUCGUGAUCAACAAGAAGAGGCGAAAGAGAGGCGUGAACACUUGAUCCACAAGAAGUAUGAUGCAAUGGAGGACCAACUCUACUUGAAGAUGUGGCAUGCGCAGGACGUUCUUGCGGCCGAGAUCCACGUGGAGGCACGCUCGUUGACGGGCAAAGCCGCUGCUUUCGAGGAAGGCCUCAAAUUUGACAGCGAGUUGACUCUUAAGGAACUGCGCAGUUUGACUUUGUUGGGUGCUCCAGUGGUUGACGUGCUGCUUCGUGUCAGCGACACGGCUGAACGUGGUAUUAACGUCGGAGUUCCGGUGCCGGACGUGCGCGUGCACAGCGAAGGACAAGAUUAUAUUCCGAGACCUGGCGAC